AUGGCUAAGGGUCCUGAUAAUAAGAUCACAGACAAAGAUAUUGCUAAUGGGAAAAAGGAGAGGGAAUGUCGAAGAAGGGUUGAAAUCAAGAGAGUUGAAGACAAGAACAAGCGUCACGUGACCUUCUCCAAGCGCAAAAGGGGUAUUUUCAACAAAGCCGCGGAACUCAGCGUUUUGACUGGCGCAGAGACGGCUGCAAUUGUCGUGUCAAGCAAUGGCAAGGUUUUCUGCUUCGGAAGCCCCUCCCCUGACGCGGUCAUUGACCUCUACCUUGGCGACAAUACCUCCUUACUACCGGAAGGUCAACCAGAUAAUCAUCUCCAAAACAACAACAUUCACCAUUCUAGUAGUAAAAAACAAAUAGAGGAUUAUGUGAAAGCUUCGAGACGCUUGAAGGAAGCGAAAAUACUGAAGGGUGGGAAGAAUAGUAAUAAUAAUGGAGGAGAAGGAGGGGAAACAGGGUGUUCUUAUGGGUGGUGGGAGAGGUGGAUUGGGAUGAUGAGUAGUUUGGAAGAAUUAGAAGAGUACAGGGAUGCCCUGUACAAGUUGAAACACAACGUGGAGGUUCGAACUAAUCAGAUGAUUCGGGAAACUAGUCCUUCCAAUCACUUUUCCCCACUUUUGUUUAUGGAUGAUAUCUGGAGUUCUCCUGAAUUAAGCCAGGGUCAAGGGUGGCCCCGGAAUUUAAUUUCUUCAUAUGAUAUCGAUGUAAAGAAGUAUGAUUGGAACGGAGUUACCUAUCUUUUGUAA
This is a messenger RNA of Malus domestica (apple), 750 nucleotides long. RefSeq names its product agamous-like MADS-box protein AGL29. The record is from RefSeq and is a predicted model, not a curated record. Gene Ontology annotation, biological process: regulation of transcription by RNA polymerase II. Gene Ontology annotation, molecular function: protein dimerization activity; RNA polymerase II cis-regulatory region sequence-specific DNA binding; DNA-binding transcription factor activity, RNA polymerase II-specific. Lineage: Eukaryota; Viridiplantae; Streptophyta; Magnoliopsida; Rosales; Rosaceae.